This is a messenger RNA of Megalobrama amblycephala (Wuchang bream), 889 nucleotides long. RefSeq names its product piggyBac transposable element-derived protein 3-like. The record is from RefSeq and is a predicted model, not a curated record. The coding region runs from base 1 to 675 and encodes 224 amino acids. Lineage: Eukaryota; Metazoa; Chordata; Actinopteri; Cypriniformes; Xenocyprididae. The transcript has a single exon.
AUGGAAGAGGGUCAAGUGGACUUCAGAGUGAACCAGGACAACAACAUCAUUGUAAGAUGGUUUGACAACAAAGCAGUGAACCUGAUUUCUUCAUUUGUGGGUAUUGAACCUGUGGGAAAUGUGAAACGCUGGGAUCGCAAAUCCAAAACUCACAUAAUGGUUCCCAGACCAGCCAUCGUUGAAGCAUAUAACAAGUUCAUGGGAGGCGUCGAUCUCCUUGAUAUGCUGUCUGCACUUUACAAAUUCAGCUUCAGAUCCCGAAGAUGGUACAUGUACAUCUGGUGGCACACUGUUACAGUGGCAGUCAUCAAUGCGUGGAACCUCUACAGAAGAGACCAGAAGAUGCUAGACCCCAAGAUGAAAACCAUGGCUCUGCGAAGGUUUCAAGCUUUGGUUGGUACUUCACUCACAAGUGCUGGAAAGGCUAAAAAGGUUGGCCGACCACUAUCCUGUCCAGAAGCAGCUCCAUCAGCACCCCGUAAAAGGUCAAGCUGCAGUGUGUCCCUGGAUGUCAGAAGGGAUGCCAUGGAUCAUUUUCCAACAUGGGAAACCCGACAAAGAUGCAAGCAUUGCACCAACAAUCACUUCUCACAUGUGUACUGUGAGAAGUGUAAGGUGCAUCUUUGCCUGAACAAAGACAGAAACUGCUUUCGUGACUACCACAAAGUGAAAUAAAAGGACUGGAAAAAAGAUCUAUGUAAAAAAAAAAAAGAGAAAAACUGCCUAAAAUGUUCUAUGUUUUCAAACUGUUAAAGGCAUAAUAGAUUUUUUGUAUCUAAAAUCUACACUGUUGUAAGCAAAACGUUCCCAAAAAGCCUGAUGUAUCAAAUGUGAUACAAAAAAUAUAUCAUAAACAAAAUGAGUUGGCAAUUUUUUUUUUUUUUUGAUU